Molecule: messenger RNA, 3363 nt
Organism: Trichogramma pretiosum
Lineage: Eukaryota; Metazoa; Arthropoda; Insecta; Hymenoptera; Trichogrammatidae
Gene: Mgat2
Product: alpha-1,6-mannosyl-glycoprotein 2-beta-N-acetylglucosaminyltransferase
Exons: 9
Coding region: 370-2049 (559 amino acids)
Biological process (GO): protein N-linked glycosylation; oligosaccharide biosynthetic process
Cellular component (GO): Golgi stack; Golgi membrane
Molecular function (GO): alpha-1,6-mannosylglycoprotein 2-beta-N-acetylglucosaminyltransferase activity
Source: RefSeq, a predicted model, not a curated record
AGGUCCGAGUAAAUAAAUAGAUAAUUUCUGUUGAUUUCGGCGCGUCUACCCUUUCAAGUGCGAAAGUAUCCCGUGCCGCGCAAGUAUAAUAGGCGAUAGAUUCGGGCAUCGAUUUUUCGCGCGAAAACAAAAGUACUCGUACGGUGCGAUGACAUGUUGUGCUCUCGCACGUGUCAAACAUCCGCUCCGUAUUCACCACACAAUCGCGUCACACAGCGCUGCUCGAUUUACAAGUAUGUGUGCCAUAAUUAUCACACUCGCUCCGGUAUUUAAGCUUAAUAUACGCAAUCGCUUGCACUAUUGGAUGGAAAAUGGAGACGCAUUUGAUGCACACUAACUGUCUAAGAAGCGUCAGUUAGGAAGGUCAACAUGAGAGGAUCGGCGAUCGGAGCAGUGGUGGCGCCGCGACCCAGUCGAGGUCUACUCUGGCGCAGCCUGGCCUUCCUCUUCCUGGUGACGUUCCUCUGGCUGCAGCUGCACGUGAUCAAUCUGACUAGUCGCGACUGGUCCAAUCAAGCCGUUGUCAACGAGAGCCUCUACGCCCUCGUGCCCCAAGAGCUGCACAGGUUUCUCAAAGAUCGACGCAGCAAUGGAUCGGCCAGCGGCGCCGGUGGCGGCCAGGAAGGCGCGCGAGGCGUCAACAGCAGCCUCGGCGCUGGGCCUGGCGACCAGCUGGGCGAGGGCGGCAGCCUGACGGAGCGCGACAUCGACCGGAUACGGCGCGAGAUCGAGCGCGUCAACGCGGAGCAGCGCGUCCUGAACGAGGAGGCCUUCGGGCCCCUGGCCCCGGACGCGCCCGUCAUCGUCGUGCAGGUCCACGAUCGGCUCACCUAUCUGCGCCACCUCAUCAUCUCGCUGGCCCAGGCGCGCGGCAUCGAGCAGACCCUGCUCGUCUUCAGCCACGACGUCUGGAACCCGGACAUCAAUUAUCUCGUGCAGAACGUCGACUUCUGCCGAGUCAUGCAGAUAUUCUAUCCGUACAGCAUCCAGACGCAUCCCGACACUUUUCCCGGCGAGAGCCCCAACGAUUGUCCUCGCAACAUUCGCAAGGAGCAGGCCGCGCAGAUGGGCUGCACGAACGCCCAGCACCCGGACCUUUACGGACACUACCGCGAGGCCAAGUUCACGCAGACGAAGCACCACUGGUGGUGGAAGGCCAAUCGGGUGUUCGACCAGCUGACCGUGACUCGCAACCACACGGGCAUGGUGCUGUUCCUCGAGGAGGACCACUACGUGGCCGAGGACUUUUUGCACGUGCUCAGGCUUAUGGAGCGCACCUGCAAGCACAACUGCGAGCGCUGCAACGUCCUCUCGCUCGGCACCUAUCUCAAGACUUACAACUAUUACGCCGACGUUAGCAAAAAGAAAGAACUGCUGAGGGGUGGGAAAAAGCUGCAAAGUAAUGGUGCUGGCGUUAUAAGGCUGCACGGACAAGGUAUCGCUUUGGCGAAACCCACCCAGCCGAUUGUUGCCACUCCUUCUUGGGCCUAUCAACUUUUACCUGGCCUAUAUCAACAUUAUCAAAAGGUCGAAGUGAUACCUUGGAUCUCGAGCAAGCACAAUAUGGGCAUGGCGUUCAAUCGGGUAACUUGGAUGAAGUUGCGUAGGUGCGCCGCGCAGUUUUGCUCGUACGACGACUACAACUGGGACUGGAGUUUGCAGCACAUCGCCCAAACUUGUCUUCCACCGAGUCGCGGGGCCGGCGUUGCGCCCCGACUCGACUCGGGCCUCAUCACCAUGAUGAUGCGGGCCCCUCGAGUUUUUCACAUUGGCGAAUGCGGGGUUCACCACAAAAAAGCAAACUGCGAGUCAACGCAGGUCAUAGCCAAGGUUCAGAAUGUACUGCGGGCAGCUCGUAACCACCUCUAUCCGUCGCAGCUGACCCUCACGCUCGCCGCGGUCUCAAAGAAAACUAAGCUGCGCAAAGGCAACGGAGGCUGGGGUGACGUUCGCGACCACGAGCUCUGCCUGAACAUGAGCCAUCAAAACUCGCCCGGCUCUGCCGAAUUGCAGAAGAUAAUGAUGACGCAGCUUGUCUUCAAUCUCUAGUCGCGUCUCGAGUGCGGCACGCGCUACACCUCCUGCAAACGGAUCUGAAUAAGUGAUAAAAACCUUAGUGUCGAUUGUUACCAACGUAUCGCAUUAUAUAUUUAUGAAUUCGUAAAAAAGUACCAUGUGAAAUACGAGCGAAAAGAUCGUUUUAUUUGAAAAUUCGCCUUGUUAAGUGCAGCAAUCGAUCGACACAACGUUUAUAUUACGAUCUAACUUUUUAAAUAAGAUAUGCUUGAUUUUCUAGUCAAUGUGUGUGGCAUUGAUAAAUGGGAGAAAUGCAAGGCAGGACGCAGGUGCGUACCCCUGCUUUUAAUUAUCAGCGACUUUUGUAUUUCAUUGCUAUACGUUUGUGUUCAUGUACUAAUUGCAAAGACGUUUAACUGCGCCUAACUGGAAUUAAAUAUUGUUUAAACGAGAAUAUUGUUUUCAUCACAGCGUGCGGGAAAAUUUUUAAAUCGACUUCCUGCAUUCGAUGAUGAAAAAUACUAUACGUAAUUGAGGCAGUUGUUAAUCUUGCACUCCUGUCAAUGCAACCCUCGUUAUGCUCGGGCGGCAAACUAACACUCUUGCAAGAUAGACAACCAACCGCUUCAUUUACGUAAUGUACUAUUUACAGUGCUAUAUUAUUGAAGCAAUUAUUCAAUUCAAACAAGCCGUCGCUACGAAAAUAAUCAUUGUAUCCUUUGCAGGCAGUACUUUUUUGAAUGCAGAACGAGAAGCGUUGGGCAUUUUUUCUGUGAUUAGAAUGUUUUAUAACAAUCGUAUGUUGUUGCAAAAAUUCAACAAAGUCAUGUUAAUAAUAUUGCACACAUAUUGUACAUAUUGCAUCUAAACAUGUCAAAUUAUGUUGACAUAUUGAUGCGUUCAUUUUUAAAUUGGCUCUAACAACUUUUUAGCCAAAUUAAUGCUUGUUAAUAGUAAUAACAAGCGCUUUUUCGUGCGUUUGUAAUUUAGCGUAUUAAAAGUUAAUAAAUAAUGAAUUAUACACAAAUAGCCGAUACUGAUUCAUGUCAAGCUACUGAAAAUAUUACUUAAAAACAUUAAAUUACAAAAAAAUCGUGUAAUAUACUUUACACGCGUAUAUUUCAUCUUUACAUUAUCUUUAUGGCUUUUGAUAAAAAAGGUAUUGUUAGAUCUACUUGUUCUCCAAUCCCAAUGUAAACAUCAACUUAUAUAUUUUAUACAGGUGGAUCAAAAUCGGAUUUGUAAACCUGAAAGUAUUUGCAUUUACAAAAAAACUAAUAUUGGUUGAAUAUUAUGUAAUAUAUUUUAUUUACGUUGACUCGUGUUAUAAAGCGCACAUUUGAUUCA